Messenger RNA from Rhagoletis pomonella (apple maggot), 2738 nucleotides. Its product is annotated as sterol O-acyltransferase 1. The record is from RefSeq and is a predicted model, not a curated record. The coding region runs from base 174 to 1913 and encodes 579 amino acids. Gene Ontology annotation, cellular component: endoplasmic reticulum membrane. The transcript has 4 exons. Gene Ontology annotation, biological process: cholesterol metabolic process. Lineage: Eukaryota; Metazoa; Arthropoda; Insecta; Diptera; Tephritidae.
GCAUCAUUCGUCUGCUAAACAUCAAGACAGAUACGGUAACAGAAAUAUAAAGGAAUUUAGUUUCGAUUGCGCCUCUGUCGUUGACAACAAUAGUUGGCUAGGUAUUGUGUAGAUUUGCGUGCUUUCCUGAAUGUGAAACUAAAGAAAAGCAAGUUAUUUGACAAAAAAAAAAAAUGGCGGAAGGAAAAAUAAAAUGUUUCCGGAAUGAGCAAAAUAGUUCGUCGAGAAAUGAUCAAUUAGAGAAAGAUCACACAAGUGGAAAUUCCGACUACUUAGAACGCAACUAUCUACGUGAUCGCUUACAAAGUUUACAAAAUGUUUUGCUUAAAGACUUCAAAAAACGAAUGAAUGAAGAGAUCGAAGGCGUGGUACAGGAGCUGCGACAGCAAGAACUUAGAAUGAAUGAAUUUAAAGGUUUCGCAAAAUCACAGAGCGACAACACAUGGAGUAAUCGCAUAUCAGCCGCAGACGUAUCUAACCAUGUCCAAAUUAGCUCCCAAAAAAUUUACUCAGAGCAAACGGAAAACACACAAAAUAAAUUGCCGACCAAACAUAAAAAACAACCACGUCCACUGCCCGAAAAAGUGUUCGCUGUGCGAGAAUCGUAUCUGACAGCGUUGCUGGAAGUGGACCACAUGCGCACCAUUUAUCACAUAUUCAUCUCAAUAUUGUUGGUUUUGCUUAUAAACGGCGUUUUGUAUGAUUAUUUAGCUGAGGGAAGAAUAUAUUUCGGUUUGGGUACCUUCAAAUCGAGUUUAGAGAAAAUCGAAUAUGUGUUUGGGAUCUGGUUGUUGGAGCAUGCUGUAGUCUUCCUACUUUAUUACGCUUUCAAGCUUUGGGCUAAUGUACGGCUUAAACUAGCGAGACAACCUGCAAUGCAGAGUUUCUGGUCACAUUCCUGCCUAAUAACUUACAUCAGUUCCCAGCUAGUUUUUGGUUAUGUAACGUCUGCGCUUUGCCUAAAACUUCAGUUAACUUUUAUAACUUCUUCCAUUUUGCUACUGGAGUCGACUAGACUACUCAUGAAGAUGCACUCCUUUGUACGUACAAACGCUGCGCGCGUUCUCGUUGGUAAACUGAAAUUAGACACCGAUUCUGGGGAAAUACAAGGAACCAAGUCAUCAAUUGCAUUACGUUUGCCAGCAUUCAGCUCCUAUUUAUACUUCCUAUUUGCACCUACGCUCAUCUACCGCGACAGCUAUCCGCGUACGUCACAUAUUCGAUGGAGAUUCGCUCUAGCGCGAUUUUUGGAAAUCGCGGCCAUUGCAUUCCUGUACAGUUAUUUGUUUGAACGCCACAUUAAGGUUCAAUUCGAGGACUUUGGACGUGAGGAACUACCCAUGCGUUCCUUAAUUAUCAAGUUGCAUGGAAUGUUCUUUCCCAACAACAUAAUCUUUGUGUGUGGUUUCUAUCUUAUUCUACACUCUUGGCUGAAUUUCACUUCUGAAUUGUUGCGUUUCGGUGAUCGCAUGUUUUAUAAGGACUGGUGGACAUCGGCAAACUACAAUGCUUACUACCGCGAUUGGAAUGUAGUGGUGCAUGACUGGCUCUAUGAGUACAUCUACAAGGAUACCUACUAUUACAUUUUCAAAGGCUCCAAGUUGUCUGCAACGAUCGUGGUUUUCUAUACGUCAGCUUUAGUGCACGAGCAUAUUAUUUCAUUUGCAUUAAGACUUUUCUUUCCAGUCCUAUUUUGUUUCUUUGGAGGGCCAGGUAUAAUUAUGCUUAUUAUUACGCGGAAAGUCUCCAAAAGAAUUGGUAAUUUUUUGGUGUGGGCUACUUUGAUCAUCGGCACUGGUUUGUUGUUUUCGUUAUACAGCAUGGAAUAUUAUGCUCGCCUUAAUUGUCCAAGAACAUAUGACAAGUGGACGGACUAUCUAGUGCCGACUGCGUGGACUUGCUACAACAAAUAAUAUGUACAUAGAUGCAUACAUAUCUAUGUUGAGUGGUAAAUGAAGUUUUAUAUAUACAUAUGUAUGUUCUUACCAUAUGUAUGUAUGUUUGUGUACGUACAAUAAUGUAUGUAUGUAUUUAUAUAGAACAUGUACCUGUAAUUAAUAAGUAGUAGUUUUAUAUUAAGGAUUUCUAGAAUUUAUGUAAGUUAUUUGCAGCAAUUUUGUACUUAUGUCUGCAUGAAGGUACGUUUACUGUAAUUGGCGAUUUUGAAUUCCCUUAUGUAUCUUAAAUACAAACACUUUCAUUAGAAAUUCAGUAUGUACAUAUUUGUCAAAUAAAUCAGAGAAACUCCAGUUUUAAUAAUGUGAAGAUUAUUCUUUUUAUAUUCAUUGGGUAGUAUCUUUUUACAUAUCGAAUGUGCAUAUGUGAACCAGGGAUGAAAAAGUAGGUACACCUGUACCUUUUUCCGAUGUUUGCGGACUUAAAGGUACAUUAGGUACAAUCACUAGAUUUUAGGUACAAUCAUCUUUUGAUGAUAUAUAUUUUUAGUUCUUAUUCUUUUCCGUGCUAAUAUAUCGACCCCUUUUGCGCAAAAUUAUCAUAUGUACCAUUUUUUUCGAAAUUUACUUUUUGGUGCAAAUUUGUUAUAUGCUCCACACCGCAUCACUUGGUAAAAUAUUGUGGCUACAAUCCCUAUAGUUACGCCAAAAAUUUAGUGUAUCGUAUGUUACAAUGCAUUAUUUUCUUGAGUGCGAAAUCAUCGUAUGUGCCAUACAAAAGUAUUUUGAACAUAGUAAAAAAAAAAAAAUAUAAUAAACAAGUAAUUUUUUAGCAAAAAACAA